CGGACCGUGCUCAUGUCCCGAUGGCCCUUCUAGUAGCAAUCGUUUUCGUGUUGUCAGUCAUCGACGUCUGCCGUGCAAACAGUGAACCCGACUGCGAUUGGCAGCGAGUGUUGAGUGUCGGCGAUGAGCCUGAAGUGACAGUGUCUUUACAGUGUAAGUUACGUACGAUCGGAAAUGCUGACAGCGUACUCUCGAACCUUACCUCAGCCCAAUUGGAUAUGAUAACUACUUUGCGCCUUGAGUGCUCCGAUGUACUGUUCUUCGAGAGCUCCUUGGAUGUCAACAGUUUUCUGACUCAGCUUCAUCGGCUCCGAGAUCUCAGGUUAGAAUUUUGUAAAAUAAGGCAUGUGCCCCCCGGUGUUCUUUCCGCUUCUAGAGAACUCAAACAGUUAGUAGUUAGGACCCAUAAUACGGAUUGGUCUGCCAUGACAAUGGAAUUUCAUCCGAAUGCAUUUAGAGGUUUGACUCAAUUAAAACAUUUGGACCUUUCUGAUAAUAAUAUUUGGAAUUUGCCUGAAGAACUUUUUUGCCCGUUAUACUCACUGACACACUUGAAUAUGUCAAGAAAUAGGAUGCAAGAUGUCUUAGAAUUAGGAUUUUCGGAUUGGGGUGAUGGUCCUAGCGCACCCGGAAAAACCUGCAAUGUCGGUCUUGAAGAAUUAGAUGUUUCCAUGAACGAUAUAUCUCUGAUACCAGAUAAUGCAUUUACAAGUCUUAGAUCACUUCAGAAAAUUUUAUUACAAGAAAAUGCCAUAGCAUCGAUGGCUGAUAGAGCUUUUGUCGGUCUUGUUUCAUUACAAUACUUGAAUGCAUCUAGUAAUCAACUUGUUGCUCUUCCUCCAGAAUUAUUUCAAUCAACCAGAGACUUGCGAGAGAUCUACCUUAAUAACAAUUCAAUCAGUGUCCUAGCUCCAGGAUUAUUAGAAGGUUUAGACCAGCUGCUUGUAUUAGAUUUGUCCUACAAUGAGCUUACAAGCGCUUGGGUUAAUAGAGACACUUUUUCAGGUCUUGUCCGCCUGGUCGUCUUAAAUGUAGGCCACAAUCAACUAUCGAAAAUAGAUUCUCACGUUUUCCAAGAUUUAUACAGCUUGCAAAUAUUGAACUUGGAACACAACGAAAUUGAAUGCAUUUCGGAGGGCGCGUUCAUGUAUCUUAGCAACCUCCACGCUCUGACGCUGUCUCACAACAAACUAGUUAACGUUGAAUCUUAUCAUUUCACAGGACUCUACGUUCUCAAUCAGUUGUUUUUAGAUCACAAUAAAAUCAAUAUAAUUGACCGAAGAGCGUUUGAAAAUUGUUCGAAUCUUCACGAUCUGGGACUUGGUGGAAAUCAGCUCACUCAAAUCCCUGACGGUCUUACGGAACUCAAAUUUCUUAAAACUUUACAUCUUGGAGAAAAUCUUAUCACAAAUAUCGUCAAUACUUCGUUUCAGGGAUUAGAUCAACUGUAUAGUUUGACUUUAAUAGAAAAUAAAAUCACUAAUGUAACGAAGGAUUCGUUUUCGACUCUCCCAUCUCUUCAAAUUUUAAAUUUGGCUUAUAACCAAAUAGAGCAUGUCGACAAAGGAGCUUUCGGCACAAGUCCCACACUCCAUGCAAUAAGGCUUGAUGGAAACCAAUUAAAAGAUAUUAAUGGUAUGUUUGUCAAUUUGACUGGUUUAGUCUGGUUAAAUGUUUCCGACAAUCAACUUCAAUGGUUUGAUUACGCACUAAUACCACAGAGUUUAGAGUGGUUAGAUAUGCAUAAAAAUAAUGUAGCGGAUUUAGGUAAUUAUUUUGAAAAAAGGGAAAAUUUGCAAAUAAAGAUGUUGGAUGCCAGUUUUAACAGACUGACUGAAAUAAAUGAAAAUUCUAUACCCGAUUCAGUAGAGAGCUUACUACUUAACGAUAAUCUGAUUAGAAAAGUGAAACCAGGAACUUUUCAGAGAAAAAGUAAUUUGAGUAGGGUUGUACUUUUUGCUAAUAAAAUUCAAACGCUAGAUCUCGCCGCCUUGCGACUGGAUGCUAUUCCUGAAGAAAAAGACUUGCCACAGUUCUAUCUGGGCAAUAAUCCCAUCCACUGUGACUGUACUAUGGAGUGGCUCCAGAGAAUAAACCAAUUGAGCCGAUUGCGGCAGCAUCCUAGGGUCAUGGAUCUCGACUCUGUCACUUGCCACUUGACACAUUCGCGUGGCAGUCCGACCAGACCGCUCAUGGACCUCAAAUCAUCCCAAUUCUUGUGCCCUUACGAGACUCAUUGCUUCGCAUUAUGCCACUGUUGUGAUUUCGACGCCUGUGAUUGCGAAAUGACCUGCCCUGCUAAUUGUACGUGUUAUCAUGAUCAUACCUGGACAGCUAAUGUAGUAGAUUGUUCCAAUGCUGGCUACACUUCCGUACCGACCAAAAUACCUAUGGAUGCAACAGAAAUAUAUUUAGAUGGCAAUGAUUUGGGAGAACUCGGCAGUCAUGUAUUUAUCGGGAAGAAAAAGCUCGAAGUUUUAUAUUUAAACAAUAGUAAUAUCGAUUCUCUCCAUAAUCGUUCAUUUAAUGGAGUCACUUCCCUCAGAGUUCUCCAUAUGGAAAACAACCAUAUUCAUGAACUUCGUGGUUUCGAAUUCGACCAAUUAGAAAACUUGAACGAAUUAUAUUUGGACCAUAAUGAAAUAAAACAUUUAGGAAACAACACCUUCAAAUCUAUGAAAACAUUGGAAGUCCUCAAAUUAGAAUCGAACAACAUUGUAAAUUUCAAACCGUGGGAACAGUUAUCUUCUGAAACAUUAGCUACAGUAUCUCUAGAAGGUAAUACAUGGACUUGUAACUGCGAUAAUAUCGGUCCUAUGGAAGCAUGGUUGAAAGAGAACUCCAACACUUUAAAUACGGAUAAGCUGCUCUGUGCCGAUGGUAAGACAACUCUUCUUGACACGAUACGGCGAUGCAGUGAGAAUCGUGAUUCUGCUGCAGCGACUUCGGCCGUUCACCGCAAUACCUUCUACAAUACUGCCAUUCUCGAAGGAGACUAUGUGCCGUUUGUAGCCGGCAGCCUUGUUGUAUUUAUCAUCAUACUUCUUAUCACGACUUUAGGAUUUAUAUUCAGGGAAGAGGUCAGUUUAUGGGUCCAUUCCCGUUAUGGGAUAAGAGUUCUCAGCGGAGGGGGGCACAGUCAGGAUGACCGCCUAUACGACGCAUAUAUGGUAUACAGCGUCAAAGAUGAAGAGUUUGUAAGUCAAGUGAUAGCAUCUAGCUUAGAAAGGUCUGGAUAUUCUUUAUGCCUUCAUUAUAGAGAUCUCCACGUUAUGAGCCCGACCUAUCUGACAGAUAGUAUUUUAGGGGCUUCAGACGCAGCGAGGAGAAUCCUCAUAGUGUUAUCCUUAAGUUUUCUUCAAAAUGAAUGGGAACGGCCUCCGUUCAGAGCAGCUCUCCAGGCUUGCCUCGAGAGGACGAGGGCCAGGAGGAGCAAAGUCAUACUUCUUCUGACCACUGAUAUCGGGCCUGAUCCCGAGCUACAGCUUCUCGUAAAAGCCUGCAAAGUGAUCUCUUGGGGUGAGAAAAGGUUCUGGGAGAAACUGAGGUACGUGAUGCCAGAUGUACAGAGGAAGACCGCUGAAGGGCUGAAGAAAGUCGUCGUCGAGGGUAAGACGGGUGCUAGGUAUACCGCGGCUCCGACGUCGCAGGAAACCUGGUACCGGAUGUCGCCGGCCUCGAUAACGCAGUCUUCGGCACCGACGGGUUCGACGUGCGUCUCGGAAGAAUCCUCCCAGAGGACGACGGACGAAGAAGAAGAGCCGCAUAGCUAUGUGUCGAUAGAUUACCAGCAGCAGAGGCCUAAGGUACAUCACCACGUCUACAGCUGCAUACCAGACCCCCAGGCAGGGGCAGGCCAGGGCAGGACCUAUUUCGUAUAAUUGAUCCUACCAGCCUUUCGGUGUUUGGAGACCAAUGUCUUCGCGCUUUGCAUUUGUGAUUAUUUAGCCAGUGUAAGUUAUGCUUCUGAAUAGUGAUAUCUUAACGAAUUAGACAUGUAAAUAAUUGUUUAUAGUCAUAGGCCUUUGUAUUAUAAUAACUCGAUUAUAUUGAAAAAAAAGAUUACCAGUGAUUUUUGUACAUAAUUAUACGUAAUAAUUUAUUUCCUAUUACCUUAUGCUCUUUUGAGAUUUUGUAAAUACAUGUAAAAGUUAUUUGUCUAAUACUUAUUAAGUACUGGAAGGCAAUGUAUUUAUGUUAUUUAAGAAACAAACAAAAAAUUAAGUAUCAAAUUUUAAAAUGAACUCCUAAAUUUGUCAUAUAUGAAAUAUGGAAAUUUAUGUAAGCUUUCAUUAAGACUGAUUGGCCAAAUGGUUCUUGCCUGGAUAGAUUCCGACCUGGGUUAAUUGUAUACCGGUUGGGAUCCAUAGUUUAGAACUAUUUCUUAUGUAAAGCUCUGUUAUAUAUAUCGAAUUUUAAGAAAAUAGAAAUGUAUAUGGUAAUUUUAAGACCCAUGAUUGUUCCUAUACUGUAUUUUCUUUUUUUUUUUUUUUUUAUAACUAAGUGUAUUUUAGUUUUCAAUAGAUGCACUAUAGAAUCAAAAUUGUAUUGUAAAACCAUGAAGAAUGCUUGUACAGUUAAACUGUUAUAGACAUUGUAAAUGUGUUAUUUUUAUGAGUAGACGCUCAUCCUCUGAAGUACUCAUAGUUUACAAGCUAGUCCCAUUAUAAAAAUUAAAAUUGUAUAAAAGAAAAAUUAAAAAAAAAAAAAAAAAUUGUGUCGGUUACAAUUAUGUAAUGAUAAAACAAGAAGACUGAGGAGGUGUGUGUAUUGACUUAAGGUCUUAUGUACUUUAAUGGUAAAAGCGCUGUGCUCAAAUCUAUUCAGAUAAUUUCAGCUUCUUUAUAUAUUAUAAAUUUAAAAAACAAAACAAAAAAAAAAUGACGAAAUCUCUUUUAAAAAUAUAUAUAUAUAUUUAUCCUGUAUUUUAUAAUUAUGGUGCUGUUUUAUGUCGAUGAGAUGUUAAGAGAUGAUUUUGAUUUGUUGUAAAUUCGUAUUUAUUUGUUUCAUAUUUUGUAAAUAUUAGUUUCUUUGUAAAUAUAAUUUUGAGAAAUGCAGGGGAGACCUCCCGAAUAAAAAUAUUUUAUAAUUAAAAAAAAAAAAUUGUUGUUAUUCUUUGAACAUCUAUAAUACCCAAGGAACCCUGGACAAUUGCCUGGAGCCUGAGAGAAGGAGAGGAUGAAAAUUGAACAAUUAUUUUGAUAGCAUGAACUCAGUAGCUGGAACCUUUAAUUACAG
Messenger RNA from Nezara viridula (southern green stink bug), 5238 nucleotides. NCBI's taxonomy places the organism in Eukaryota, Metazoa, Arthropoda, Insecta, Hemiptera, Pentatomidae. The record is from the annotation of a GenBank genome assembly.